This is a messenger RNA of Thamnophis sirtalis, 435 nucleotides long. NCBI's taxonomy places the organism in Eukaryota, Metazoa, Chordata, Lepidosauria, Squamata, Natricidae. The record is from RefSeq and is a predicted model, not a curated record.
GCCGGCAGUAGCAGCAGCCCCACGCUAUGCACUCCUUCCUGGCGCUCCCUGGCGAUAAAUACCCGGAGAAGGCUUAGCAACCGAAAGGCGGGACUUGCCUGACUCGCACCGCUGGGAGUAGCUUUUCCGGGACCAAGCUUUUUGAGCUUCUGAUUGGCUUUCCAGGGAAAGGGGAUGGUAUGAUUGACGGCGCUCAAAAUGGCGGCGCCCAUGGUUAUUCCUGAUACCGAAAGAGUUCGAAAAGCUGUGACCUUGAUCAAUGCUCUGGAUACAGGCAGAUUCUCCCGCCUUCUCUCCCGCAUUCUUCAGAAGCUUCACAUAAAGGUUGGUAUAGAAAGUGAAAAUGACCCCAAAUCACUCAAUGUUAUCUGGGCAGCUUUCAAAUAUAUGAACUUCAGUUGCCAGAAUCCUAUAAGUAGCCAUGUGGGCCAAUAA